AUGGCUUUUGCCCCCAAACUUGGCUGUCCUAUGUGCAGCAUCGUAUCGGCUGCGUCGCAUGCCACUCCUAAUUCGCCCCGUUCCCCUUCGUUUCCCCCAGGCUCAACGCAACCCGAAGUUUUAUGGCGCGACGACAACUUUACAGCCUAUAAAGAAAAGGCAAAUCCUGUUUCCAGUCAGGGGCAUAUCAUUGUAGCCUUCAAUUUGCAUGUACCAUCAAUAUAUACCCUUUCGUCCACUGACCUACCACUCCUCGUCAACGUACGAAAUCUUGCCACCCGUCUGCUUGCCUCAUUCCUCACCCCAUCUUCACCGCCUACGCCCUCCGUUCUCCCUCCUGUUCCCAAAGAUUCAAACCAACAAUUCCGUAUUGGUUUUAUCACACCCCCUUUUAAAGACAACAAAAUUCCUAUAACCGAUCAUCUGCAUGCGCAUGCUUUCAUUGGUCCCCCCGAUUUGAUGGGUUGGUGGAGGGGUAUCGCGUAUGGGCCUCUGGCUUGGUACUCUAUCGAAGAUUUGAUCGCUGAGAUUAGGGAAUCGGUUUCAAAUAAUCGCGUCAAGUCGGGUUAUGAAAAUCGUCAGAGAGCACCUAUCGACAUGGUUCCUCAAGCCGGCGCACGAGCUGGUACGGCAGACGGAAUUGAGACAACCGAACCUGGACUGGCAAACCUGAACGAUCUUGAAGACGGCCAACGAACUCCAGUUACUCUAGGUCCGCGGUCACCGAAUUCUUUGUCUCCCCAGAGUCAGAUACCCCACUUACGCGUUUAA
Messenger RNA from Laccaria bicolor S238N-H82, 771 nucleotides. RefSeq lists its product as uncharacterized. The transcript has 4 exons. NCBI's taxonomy places the organism in Eukaryota, Fungi, Basidiomycota, Agaricomycetes, Agaricales, Hydnangiaceae. The coding region runs from base 1 to 771 and encodes 256 amino acids. The record is from RefSeq and is a predicted model, not a curated record.